UUCCUUGGCAUAGCAUUUCUUGGGAUUGGAUUGUGGGCAUGGAAUGAAAAGGGAGUGCUGUCCAAUAUCUCCUCCAUCACUGACCUGGGAGGCUUUGAUCCAGUUUGGCUCUUCCUAGUGGUAGGAGGAGUUAUGUUUAUUUUGGGAUUUGCAGGAUGCAUUGGAGCUUUGCGAGAAAAUACCUUUCUUCUCAAAUUUUUUUCUGUGUUUCUUGGAAUUAUUUUCUUCUUGGAGCUCACUGCUGGUGUUCUAGCAUUUGUUUUCAAAGACUGGAUAAAGGACCAGCUGUAUUUCUUCAUAAACAACAACAUCAGAGCAUACCGAGAUGACAUUGAUUUGCAAAACCUCAUAGACUUCACACAGGAAUAUUGGCAGUGCUGUGGGGCUUUUGGAGCUGAUGACUGGAACCUUAAUAUUUACUUCAAUUGCACAGAUUCCAACGCAAGUCGCGAGCGCUGUGGUGUGCCAUUCUCUUGCUGCACUAAAGAUCCUGCCGAAGAUGUUAUUAAUACUCAGUGUGGCUACGAUGCAAGGCAAAAACCAGAAGUUGAUCAGCAGAUUGUUAUCUACACUAAAGGCUGUGUCCCUCAGUUUGAGAAGUGGUUGCAGGACAAUCUUACCAUAGUUGCCGGUAUAUUCAUUGGGAUAGCAUUACUGCAGAUAUUUGGGAUAUGCUUAGCCCAGAAUUUGGUUAGUGACAUUGAGGCUGUCAGAGCCAGCUGGUAAAACUGCUGAAGUAACCACAACAAGACACUGGACAACUGAAACCCUCUGAAACCUCCAGUGUGUCGCUCCGACACCAAGCUGUAUGGACAUGGGUGACAGGGAAGCCUUCUCUCCCAAGUAGUCUCAAGUCUAAGUUCCUGAUGUUGCAGUGAACUCAUGUUUCUUUGGGGUGGGGGAGAGAAGAGUGGGCUAUUUAAAAUCUGCUGCUCACUGACAAUUUUUUUUUUUCUCUUAAACCACCAUUUUGAAAGCUGUUGAGCCGUGAAUCUCUACUGUAUUCUUGAUCCUGAGUAAUAAGUGGACACUUCUUAAAAAUUGGUGUAUUCAGUGGGACGAGUUGCAUCGUUACAGUCUGUGGAUAUGCUGUUUAUUCUUCGUGUCAUGAGCUCUUCCAUAGCUGCCAAAUAUUCCUCAGA
Fulmarus glacialis (Northern fulmar) is the source of this 1142-nucleotide messenger RNA. RefSeq names its product tetraspanin 5 (gene TSPAN5). Gene Ontology annotation, cellular component: membrane. Gene Ontology annotation, biological process: regulation of vascular endothelial growth factor signaling pathway; protein maturation; protein localization to plasma membrane. The record is from RefSeq and is a predicted model, not a curated record. The transcript has 7 exons. The annotation marks the transcript as partial. Lineage: Eukaryota; Metazoa; Chordata; Aves; Procellariiformes; Procellariidae.